AUGAGAAAAGAUAAAAAUUUAAAUGGAAAUAAUGAUGACAAAAUAUUAUUAAAUUUAUCCAAAUAUCCAUCUGUUUUAAUUACUAAACCUAAUAAAGGUCGUGGUGUCGUAAUACUUGAUCGUAAUGAUUAUACUGAAAAAUUAGAAAACAUUUUAAGUGAUAAUAAAAAAUUUAAAUUAUUGAAUGAAGAUCCUACCAUUUCUUGCGAAAACGCAUUAACCACUGUUUUACGACAAAUGAAAAACGAAGAAUAUUGGACACAACAAGAAUAUAAAUAUAUUAAACCAGUAGGUUCUGUUCCAGCAAGAUUAUACGGCUUACCAAAAGUUCAUAAAGAUAACGUACCUCUCCGACCUAUAGUAUCAUGCAUUAAGUCAUACAACUACAAAUUAGGUAAAUUUUUGGCUAAUAUCAUCAAACCAAUACGUGUUAGCCCUUAUUCAUUAAAGCAUACCAAUGAUUUUUUUAAAUUCAUACAACAAAAUUCACAUUUAUCUAGAAAUAAUAAAAUGAUUAGUUUUGAUAUACAAAGUCUUUUUACAAAUAUUCCAGUUCGUGAAACUAUCGAAAUUAUCUGCAAUAAAUUGUAUUGUACGGAUCCAAAAUUAAGACCUUUUAUUCCUGAAGAUUAUUUUCGUAAAUUAUUAGAAUUUGCUGCUACAGUAAAUCAAAACAAUGCUAAAAUAACUGAAUCAUAUGCUAAUUUAACAAUGAAUAUUCAAACGAAUUAUCACAUCUUUAUGUAUGAUUUUUCUUUUUUCGUUGAUUACUUAAGUGAUAAUGUAUCUGCUGUUGAAUUAUUUAUUGUUAAUGAUAAAAUUAAACUUAUGGAAUUAAAUAAGAAAAACUUAAUCGAGAAAUAA
Molecule: messenger RNA, 864 nt
Organism: Rotaria sordida
Lineage: Eukaryota; Metazoa; Rotifera; Eurotatoria; Philodinida; Philodinidae
Source: the annotation of a GenBank genome assembly